Molecule: messenger RNA, 2879 nt
Organism: Cryptotermes secundus
Lineage: Eukaryota; Metazoa; Arthropoda; Insecta; Blattodea; Kalotermitidae
Product: pre-mRNA-processing-splicing factor 8
Exons: 4
Coding region: 86-841 (251 amino acids)
Biological process (GO): spliceosomal tri-snRNP complex assembly; mRNA splicing, via spliceosome
Cellular component (GO): U5 snRNP; catalytic step 2 spliceosome
Molecular function (GO): U2 snRNA binding; U5 snRNA binding; U1 snRNA binding
Source: RefSeq, a predicted model, not a curated record
AACUGUUUUCUGUGUUGUCCAUGCCAUGCCUAAAUAAGGAGUUGCGAACACAAUUCAGUUUGUGGAUGAUACCAGUGUGUGUCGUAUGACUUUUGACAAAACAUUUGAGGGCAGUUUGACAAAAAAGCUAAUCAGCGGAGCUAUCUUUAUCUUCAAUCCUUGUACUGGUCAGCUGUUCUUGAAGAUCAUUCACACUUCUGUGCGGGCUGGGCAGAAACGUUUAAAGCAGCUGGCAAAGUGGAAGACAACAGAGGAAGUGGCUGCUCUAAUUCGGUCAUUGCCUGUGGAAGAGCAGCCAAAACAGAUCAUUGUCAUGAGAAAGGGAAUGUUGAAUCCACUUGAGGUACAGUUGCUGGACUUUCGCAACAUUGUGAUCAGGGGUUCAGAAUUGCAGUUGCCAUUCCAGGCCAUUCUCAAAGUAGAGAAAUUUGGUGAUCUGAUUCUGAAAGUCACAGAACCACAGAUGGUUCUGUUCAACCUGUAUGAUUACUGGCUGAAGACCAUAUCUUCAUAUACAGCCUUCUCACGUCUGAUCUUGAUUCUGCGAGCCCUGCAUGUGAACACAGAGUGUACGAAAGUGAUACUGAAGCCUGACAAGACGACCAUCACAGAGCCCUAUCACAUCUGGCCAACAUUAACUGAUGAGGAAUGGAUUAAGCUGGAAGUUCAGCUGAAAGAUCUCAUUCUUGCAGAUUAUGGCAAGAAAAACAAGUAUGUAUAUUUCAGUAGUCUCAUAAUCGGUACAUGCAGGGAAAAGGGAGAACUUCGUAGUUUAUAUGCAUCAUAUAGUAUGAUAGAAAUUAAUGUUGUUGGAUUUAAGGUUUUCCUUAAUCACUCGUAAUUGAAAAAAAUUGUUUCCUACAUGUUAUAUUUAUUGUACAUAAUUCCAUCCCAGUUUUGUUGGAGCGAUUUUCUCUUGUUAUCAUUUUGAUUAUGUUCAGAUCCACUUCCUGUUGGGUGUGGUACAUAUAAUUUUAUUGUAUGUCACAAAAUUCUUGCUCUUGCCCCCCCCCUCCCCACAUACUCUUCUGAUGUGGGUGGAGUAAUAAAGUUGUGGAAGUUACAUGUUCAGUCAGUAGCUUAUCUGCUAUUGCUUCUGAUUUAUUCAACCAAAGGUUGUAUUUAUACUGGAACCUUCAUUUAUGUUUCUGAAUUUAAGCCUUUCUCUCCCAGUUAAUGUUGAAUUUCAGUGAUCACAAAUUAAUGGUGUCUGUGUUGAAUUUACUGAAUUGUAGAUAUUCUUUAGUUUAGUGUUGGUGAAAUCUGCUGCUCACUGAAGGAACCCUGUACAUGGUUUUCAGUACAUAAAUUGUGUUUAUGAUUACUUGGCGUCACUGACUCAGCCCGAAAUUUGUGACAUCAUUUUGGGUUUGGAGAUUAGUGCUCCAUCAGCUCAGCGCCAACAAAUACCAGAAAUUGAGGAACAAUCUCAGUUCACAGCUACUACAACACAAACAGUCAACAAACAAACCUGGUGAUGAGAUCAUCACACCCACCAUGCAGAGACAUUCAGGAGCUUGUACAUUUUUUUAUGGUGGUUUAGGUUGUUUUGUUAUGACAGCUGAAUAAAAAAUUCGUUAUCCAACAUAAAUUGUGCUUUUGUAUUGUAUUCUCUUUGUAUAUAGGUUGACAGGAUUCUAUAGCAGUGAAUUCCAAUUGUGGAAUAUCCAUAUAAGCCACGUUUGCCACCCAUCCCGUUUAAGCAGAGAAUGUCUUGGCUUUAUUUCUAAUGUCCCCAUUUUUAAAUACUCUCCUGCAUUAUUAAUCUCUAUCAAUAACCGCUCGGUAACAGAUGUUAUUAAACAAGGUACAUAAAAUAUCUACACAACAGUAUUUUGUAUUUGCAAAAAAGUAGACAUUAUCCUAUGAAUAUUUGUUGAUAAAAAACUUGUUUCUAAUUAAAUUUUAGUUAGUCUGAUGGAAAUGUGUCGCCUUAUUAUUUCAAGAUGUCUGAUACCGGCUGGCUCUAUUUCAUUUCGAUCUUGGUACACUGUAAUAUAAAGGACUAUCAUGCUUUAUGCCAUAUGUGAGCGAGUUGCAUAGUAGACAUAAAACAACUUCACUGCUUGAGAUGGAAAGUUUUGAUAUAAUGGGCAUUGUGGUCAACUUUUAAAAUUUGGCCUAGGCAUGGGUAGCUUGACGAGGAGUCGGAAAGUAUUUAAGGUAACCAGGUCUCACAUUGCUUUGGUACAACACGUGACUCUGCUGUAUUUAAUUAUAAAUGAUUUAUAAAAUAUGGAAAAUAUAAUAUAGGAACAUUGACAUGUGAUUAAAGGUAAAGUUAUAAAUCGCAUAUGAGUUUAGAGAAAUGUCUUUAUGAGGCCCUGCUGAAGAAGGGACCGACAUUCUGCUUUAUAUGUCGGAGAUCCAGGCAUGAUUCUUAGCCUGGGGACCGCCAAGCCUGACUGAGGUUUAUGUUGGAUGCCCUUAUCUCUUGCAGGUGAACAGUGGGAUAUCUUAAAAUAGGUUAUGAUGACUUUCUUUCGAAUUUACAGAAAACUAAUCUUACAUUUGAAUAUGUAUGAUCGGGGACAUUAAAUAUGAAAUUUGUAAAUGAAGAAUAAGCAAGAAAUAUAAUGAAAAAGUAUCCUAUACUCUUUUUCUUUCAAGGGUAUGUUAAUUUUAAUUACGAUGUGAAAUUAUUUCCAUACUUUAGAUGUAAAUGAUGUAUAUAAUAACGUCUGUGAUCUAUUUGCAUUACGGCAUAAAAGAAUCAAGUCGGGUUAACAUGAUUGAGAAAUAGGGUGUAGUGCUUUUUUACUCACAUCCCUUAUUUUCUGUUAACUAUCAAUGGAGAACUAUGAGCUGGAAUAGCAUAGUCAGUAUAGUGACCGGCUACAGGCUGGAUGAUGGAGGGGUCGGAGUUCAAGUCCCGGUGG